Molecule: messenger RNA, 3240 nt
Organism: Pocillopora verrucosa
Lineage: Eukaryota; Metazoa; Cnidaria; Anthozoa; Scleractinia; Pocilloporidae
Source: RefSeq, a predicted model, not a curated record
UAUACCGAGCAUAUUUGUAUCUUUCGAGCCCUAACCGUGUCACCAUCACAAUACCGCUAGAUGAUGACGAAGUUAACGGAAAAUUUUCAGUUUCGCUUUCGUCUCAAAGCUUAAAAGCAAGUUCAACUCGCACGCAGCAUAUUAUUUAUCACUGUUGAUCUCAAUACUUCCAAUACAAAUUGUCUGUGACAGAAUGCACUGGCGCACUAAGGCGCAGUCUUACGGCACCGCUGAUGUAUUCUUCGGUAUGGCGUUCAUCACUGCACUUCUACAUGAAUCCAUCCGUACUAAUGGAACUGAAACAAAGGAGUUUUGUUAUGAUACUCCCUUCAACGUAACCUGCGAGAUUCUUAAAGGGGCAUAUGGAACAGUUGACUUUGUCCAAUGGAAAGCAUAUGACCCGAGAAGGAGUCAUUGGGCUUUGUUCGGAUACUGUAACAGGGAAAUGAGGUGUGAAAUUAAGAGAGCACUGUUAUCUAAUGGAAUCCAAGUUUUGCAAGUCGUGAAAGCCACCAUAACUCUACAAGUAUCAUCAAAGACCAGUACAGACAAUCAGAGCCGAUUACGCUGUAGAGUUGAUUUCGAGGGUCACACGCCCCUACCCCACGAAGUGACAAUCAACUUUGUUUAUUGCAUCACUGCUCACAAAACAGAUGGUGAAGUGAACCUGUCUAAGUUCUUAGAAAGCGUAAUACCUUGGAAGGAAGUUGACGACGUUCGCCUCUUCGACAUUGAAGGAAUCGAGUUUGCCUAUUGUAAAAGCAAAGUUUGCGCAAGAAACAAGAGCGGUCCGCUUUCUGUUCUCUGGAACAGAACGACAGUCCAAAGUGGGUCACUGUUCCUGACUGGAAUUGAGGAAAGUGAUAGCGGUCUUAGGAUGAAGGCGAAGACAGUCUCGGCUACGUCAACGCGUCUUUACACCAUAAAAGUCCUCGUCAACAGUUCUCAAGGCCGAAAUAGUCUUACACCCACUGCCUUGCCCAUCACAGGAACAGCCAAUUCCAGCCCGGGUUCCCCCUCUUCCGGACCUACGGGAUCUCCAUCUGAGAGCUUUGCCGGCCAUCCAACCAAGAGCAUUGUAGGAUCUCCAUCCAAGAGCGCCGCAGCAUCUGCAACCCAACGCAUUGUUCGUGCAAUAGUUACCAUUUUUCUUGCAGUUUUGGUUCCUGUAAUUUUUAUUUGGUGGCGUCUUAGAUGGAAUGGACCGUGGGAUGGGAGGGAGAGAAGAGGACGGGACCACAUAGCCCUUGUUGGAGGACUGGUUCCUUAUUUAGCAUCUGACUCCAUUGGGAGCCUUGAGCAAAGUGUGACAAAACCGGUCAAUAUUUACGAAGGGGGGAGAGGAUGGGGGUCGGAGGAGUUUGACUGUUUAACGUCAUGUAAAAUGGUUUUAUGGCCAAUCAGAGCGCGCGUACUAUUUGAAUUAUUUUAUAACGUCCUUUCUUGUUGGUAUAACACAGAGUCAAAGCACCAAGGAACCAUAACAGUUGACGUUUGCUUCAAGAAGCCUGAAACUUUAACAUGUGGGACUUUACUGAAGCCAAAUGGAGUUCAUGAGGUCGAAUGGAAGGUUUAUAAUGCGGAAGAAAAGCAAUGGAGUUGUUUCUCGUACUGUGGAAAACGGCAAGGGUGUUUGAUCAAGGAAAAAUUGUUGUCAAACGGCAUCACUGUGGAGAACGUCUCAAUGGUGGCAGUGACAGUGAAAGCUUCGGCAAAGGACAGCACAAACAAACACAGCCGAUUGCUGUGUGAAGUCCACUAUAAAGAUUUUGUGGCUUAUAAAGAAGUGAAGAUCAACUUUAUUGAGUGUAUCACGGCUGAGAAAGGGACAGAUUUGAACCUUACGAAAGUGUUCCAAGAUAUGUUACCAUGGGAAAAUGUCAAAAGCAUUUUCAUUGAAAAUUCUCACGGCAGCAAGCUUGCCUACUGUGACACUGGCGAUUGCAUUAAAGAGAAUGGCGGCGAUUUCUUGAACCGAUUACAAGUAAAGCGAGGGGCGCUAAUUCUCUCGGAAGUCAUGGAGAGUGACGAUGGAUUAAAGUUUAAUAUCAAGGUUGACUUGAGAACUGGGAAUGUCAGAGGAAGCAUGGGAACGACACGAGUGUACUCCAUUAAGAUCUUCGUGUACAGUAAAUCAGGGUCUACAGGUGUACCGCCAUCGACACCGCCCUCAACUACAGGAUCAAACAGGACAAACCACUCCCCUGUUAAACACGUUGCGUCUCCAACAAGGAGCAGUGCCUCAACGACAGAUGGAAAUCUGUUGAUAAUGAUCCUGCCCUUCUUGUUUUGAUAGCGGUUAUUUGUUUAUUUGGUUAUUUGGUUAUUUGUCGAAAGAGGUCAGCGGAAAUAGCAUCUGCGCAGGUUUAGCAUGGUAGUGGCUAUUUUGUGCUUCAUGCGUCGAAGGAGACCAGCGGAAACAGCAUCUGCGCAUGUUAAGCGUGGUAGUGGCUAUUUUGUGCUUCAUGCAUCGAAGGAGAUCAGCACGGUGAACAUAACACCUUCCCAGCAUAAAUGUAAUAUCUGACUUUUAAGUGACAUGGGAACGAAUUAGUCAGAAAUUAAUAUUCUAAUGGCACGUCGAAGAGGUUCGCGUGGCAUCAUGGAAGUUUCGGAUUAUUUAAGCGUUUCGCGGGAAUAUUAAGUCAUUCUAGGUCGGUCAGUCUUAUGUUUGACCACUUUUAUUGCUGUAUUUGUUGAAAUUUUGGUAUUUAACUCCCUGUAAAAUAUCAUUACGAUCAUUAAUUUUUCUUUGUGAGUAGUAGUGCGGUCAGGUUAGUUUACCCUUUCCUCUGGGUAUUGUGCUGUUGCAUUACUUGAGGAAUACGCUUUCAGACAAAAAAUUUUUAAGCAAAUAAUCGCAGGCUCAGCGGUAUUUUAAAAUUAUUUAUCUUGUGGAAGAGCACUCAAUGUUAUUAUAGUGUUUAAUAUAUAAUCUAUACGAAAAGCGAACGGUAAUUGGAUAGCAAUGUGUAAGAGGGUGUAACUGUUGUAAACGAUGUAUACGCUAUGGUUCAGCCUUUUUACUUCCGCCAAUUGUAAUUGAAAUAAUGUAUGGAAAUUUAAUAUAUUAAAGUUCACACGGCAACCAUUUUCUCCAUUUCUCCAUUCCUUCACCAAACACUUGUAGACCAUCUUGAAAACUAUCGUAAUAUGAGUAAGUCGAAGAAAUGUAACACGGCCACGAAUAAAGCACCAAAUAUUAACGUUAGCAACAUACCAUGAUUUUAAAAUGUCAAG